Coturnix japonica (Japanese quail) is the source of this 3446-nucleotide messenger RNA. The record is from RefSeq and is a predicted model, not a curated record. NCBI's taxonomy places the organism in Eukaryota, Metazoa, Chordata, Aves, Galliformes, Phasianidae.
CCCGCGCCCUGCCCCCGCCGCGCUCCGCCGCGCCCCGCUGCUGCCCCGGCGGCCCCCGAGCGGGCGGGCGCUGAGCCGGCCCCGUUGUCGGCAGAGCGGCGGAGGAGCGGCACCGAGCGGUUCUGCUGAUGGAGAACGGGACGCUGAGCUCCAUCACCCGGGACGUGCACGGAGCCGCCGGGCGCAGGGGCGGCAGCUGCAGGGAGCUGAGCGAGGGGCAGUACGUGCUGUGCCGCUGGACCGAUGGGCUGUACUACCUGGGGAAGAUCAAAAGGGUGAGCGGCUCCAAGCAGAGCUGCCUGGUGACGUUUGAGGACAACUCCAAGUACUGGGUCCUCUGGAAGGACAUCCAGCAUGCCGGCGUCCCUGGGGAGGAACCCAAGUGCAGCAUUUGCCUGGGAAAGACAUCAGGGCCCAGGAAUGAAAUCCUCAUCUGUGGGAAGUGCGGCCUGGGUUACCAUCAGCAGUGCCAUGUCCCAGUGGCAAGUAGCAGUGAGGGCCCGCUGGGGACACCUUGGUUCUGCCGCCGCUGCAUCUUUGCCCUGGCUGUGCGGAAGGGGGGUGCCCUGAAGAAGGGAGCUAUUGCCAGGACACUUCAAGCCGUCAAGAUGGUGCUGUCCUACAACCCCGACCUGCUGGAGUGGGACUCUCCGCACCGCACCAACCAACAGCAGUGCUACUGCUACUGCGGGGGUCCUGGCGAGUGGUAUCUGAAGAUGCUGCAGUGCUUCCGCUGCCGGCAGUGGUUCCAUGAAGCCUGCACUCAGUGCCUCAGUGACCCCAUGAUGUUCGGGGAUCGGUUCUAUGUGUUUUUCUGCUCCGUGUGCAACCAGGGACCUGAGUACAUCAAGCGCCUGCCCCUGCGAUGGGUAGACGUGGUCCAUCUCGCCCUGUACAACCUGGGUGUGCAGAGCAAGAAGAAGUACUUUGACUUCGAGGAGAUCUUGGCCUUCGUCAACCACCACUGGGACCCUCUGCAGCUCGGGAAGCUGACAGGUACCCCUGUGUCUGAGCGCGGCCCCCACCUACUCAAUGCCCUCAACAGCUACAAGAGCAGGUUUCUCUGUGGAAAGGAGAUCAAGAAGAAGAAAUGCAUCUUCCGCCUGCGGAUCCGCGUCCCACCAAACCCCCCCAGCAAAGUGCUGCCAGAGAAGGCACCGGGUGAGAGCGGCUCCUGUGAGCAGAAGAGGAGAGGGAAGAGCAGACAUAAAGACAGGUGGGAGCUGCCCAGCACUGUUAUGCAGCCCCAGCCCUAUGUCUUGCCUUUUAUCUCUGCUUACAGCCUGCUCCCAGGGCAGCUCCAGCAGCAGAAGCGGCGUGCGGUGCGGCGGAAAAGGGCCAAGUUCCUGCUGGAGGACGCCAUCCCCAGCAGCGACUUUACCUCCGCCUGGAGCACCAACCACCACCUGGCCAGCAUCUUUGACUUCACACUGGAUGAGAUUCAGAGCCUGAAGAGCGCCAGCUCGGGGCAGACCUUCCUCUCUGACGUGGACUCCACGGAUGCUGUCAGCACCUCGGGCUCAGCCACCACCAGCCUGUCCUGCGAGUCCAGCCGGAGGACGGUGGGCAGCCGUAAGCGCAAGCAGACAGUCCUGACCCCCCCCUUGGCACGGCCCAAGCGUGGCAGUGGGGCUGCAAGCAGGCAGCCAGCAGUGGGCAGCCCCCAGGGCAGCGAGGUGACGUAUGGGCCUGAGCGUCCGGAUGAUGGCAUCGACAGCCACACCUUUGAGAGCAUCAGCGAGGACGACUCGUCGCUCUCACACCUCAAGUCGUCCAUCAGCAGCUACUUUGGGGCUGCGGGGCGGCUGGUGUGCGGGGAGAAGUACCAGGUGCUGGCACGGCGUGUGACGCUGGAGGGCAAAGUGCAGUACCUGGUGGAGUGGGAAGGGACCACCCCCUACUGAGCACCCAUCCUUCCAGUCCAAACACCUCUCCUGGAGCUGACAGCUGAGCCCUUGGGUGCAGCCAGGCCUUGGUGCAGCACAGGAGGAAGAGAAGGAAGAGGAGGAGGAGGAGGAUGCCCCGUGUUUGGCACCCUGGCUGCCUGGAGCUGUGAGGGGUAGAUCCCCUCUGCCUUUUUAUUGUAUUCCUUUGACAACUGUUAUUUUAUCAGCCCCGUAUAUGUAAAGAGCAGCGCUGUCCUGCUUCAGCCUUCAGUCACACCGGAGGCACCAGAGGAGUGGGGCAGCUCAGGCCCCUUCUGCAGCACGGGGGCUGCGUGGGCUCCGUGUGGGCUCAGCCUGCAGUCACCAUGUCCGGGUUGGAGCAGUGGUCUCACAGGGACCCAGUGCUAAAGCACCACUGCUGUCACACCAUGGAGCUCAAUGGCUCAUCCCUACACCAUAGGAAAUGGCAGGUGAUGCCGCAGCCCUUCCAUGGGCUUUCCCUUCUCAUGCCAUACCCAUUCAUCUGAGGAAUGAAUUGCUCUGAGGGGAGGACACCCUACAAAUGGCUCAGACCCCAUCCCAUGGCCUGGAUGUGCUGCAUUCCCCAUCCCAAACAAUCACCUCUUGGCAUGGCUCAGCUAAACACACACACGUGCCUUAAACCAGAGCGGGCACCACCCGGACUGCUCUUCAUUCCUUGAGAUGCCCAUUCUGCAGUGCCAAACCAGCCAAGAAACCAAAAAGGCAGCAGGGUGCUCCCCCAGCCCAUGGGGUUGUCCCUGUUGUGGGCAUGCUGCUGCUUCACCGUGUGUUUUCUAUAUAGAAGGAGAAUGAGAACCCCUUGUUGUCUAAAGCAAUACAGUCACUUUGUUCAGGAGCAACCUUUUAAGUUCUACUCUCAGAUGUAAUCAUUAGGUUCUUUCUAAGAUCCGCUGAUGUGUUUGAGCUGCAACACCCUGAGUGCUGGGCACAGCAAUACAAAGACCUGCAACGCCUUCAUGCUGUGCCACUGGUGCAGUGCUCAGUGCAGAGCUGUGUGCUGAGCUCUGUUCAGCUGCAGCCACGGCGCAGUUUGCAUCUAUUCAUCUGAAUGGAGCUGCCUCCAAGAGGCCCCAGUGUUUUGGCAGAGGUUGCUGCCAAGACCCCACCAUGCCUGGUGGGGAGCACCAUGUAUUUCCAUAUCACGAGUGCCUAUGGAGCCCAGGUGACUAUCCCAGUUACUGCCUGGGGGGCUGGGGACUGCCAGGAGCUGCACCCAGACCAACCCCAUGGGAUGUGCUGGGAGAACAUGGGUGACCCCAGCUUGGCAGCUCCCUCCUCCUCUCCCUCUCCUCUCCUCCUGGCCUAUUGCAGAGAACUGAAUAUGGAGCCUUUAAAAGUAUUUUUGUUUCAGAAUAUAUUUUGCAUUAGUUAUAAUAGAUACUAUAAUGACUCUAUGCACCUUCUAAAGAUUUAUGGUUUCAGGCUGCUGCUUGUAAUAACCGACUCUUGUUAUAUCCAAGUUGUAAUUAAUAUGUCUGAUGUACAAUUAUAAAGUCUUUUUUUCUUCUUUUUUUAACA